This is a messenger RNA of Manis javanica (Malayan pangolin), 1509 nucleotides long. RefSeq names its product interleukin 12A (gene IL12A). The record is from RefSeq and is a predicted model, not a curated record. Gene Ontology annotation, cellular component: extracellular region. NCBI's taxonomy places the organism in Eukaryota, Metazoa, Chordata, Mammalia, Pholidota, Manidae. Gene Ontology annotation, biological process: immune response. Gene Ontology annotation, molecular function: growth factor activity; interleukin-12 receptor binding.
GAAUGAGGGUGGCGGGCAAGGGGUCGGGCUUGCCCGGAGACCCAGCGCCGCGACAAUGCCGGAAUUUCGCUUUCCCUUUGGGGCAGCCGGAGGCGGCGGGGCCGUCCCGGAACGUCUGCGGCCAGGCUCCCGGGGAGUUAAUCCGAAAGCGCCGCAAACCCCGCGGGCCGACCUCCACGUGUCACUAGAAGCUGAUGUAGAGAGAGACCGAGAGAAAGAAAGCAAGAGACCGAAGUCCCGGGAAAGUCCUGUCGCGCUUCGGGGCAAUUAUAAAAAUGUGACCCCCUGGGCCGGCAUCCCAGCCACCGCCCUCCCCUGUCGCGCCCGCCCGUCCGCGUCCAGCCGCCGGCUCCGUGCACAGCGCCCGCUCAGCAUGGGUCCCGCUCGCAGGCUCCUCCUCGUGGCCAUGCUGGCCCUCCUAAACCACCUGGGCCACCCCGGUUUGGCCAGGAGCCUCCCCACAGCCACACCAGGCCUAGGAAUGCUCCAGUGCCUCAGCCACUCCCAAAACCUGCUGAGAGCCGUCGGCAACAUGCUUCAGAAGGCCAGACAAACCCUUGAAUUUUACUCCUGCUCUUCUGAAGAGAUUGAUCAUGAAGAUAUCACAAAAGAUAAAACCAGUACAGUGGAGGCCUGCUUACCACUGGAAUUAACCACGAAUGAGAGCUGCCUGGCUUCCAGAGAGAUCUCUUUCUUAACUAAUGGGAGUUGUCUGGCCUCCAGUAAGGCCUCUUUUAUGAUGACCCUGUGCCUUAGCAGUAUCUAUGAAGACUUGAAGAUGUACCAGGUGGAGUUCAAGGCCAUGAAUGCAAAGCUUUUGAUGGAUCCUAAGAGGCAGAUCUCUCUGGAUCAAAACAUGCUGGCAGCUAUUGAUGAGCUGAUGCAGGCCCUGAGUUUCAACAGUGAGACUGUGCCACAAAAACCCUCCCUUGAAGAACCGGAUUUUUAUAAAACUAAAAUCAAGCUCUGCAUACUUCUUCAUGCUUUCAGAAUUCGUGUGGUGACUAUCGAUAGAAUGAUGAGCUAUCUGAAUUCUUCCUAAAAUGCUGAGGUCUCUCCCAACCUUACAGGCAUUUUUAUAACAAUUUGAACCAAAGAAAUUUAAUAGGAUAUGGGUUAAGAACUGGGGACAGGAUGACCUGUCAUGGCCCUACUAAGCUAAUACAAUAAUUCUCAUGCCUGUUUACAUUAGUCACCACCCAAAAUUUGAAGACUCAGACUAUAAUAUCCAUAUGAUUCCUUUGGUCAAGUAUAUUUCCCAUUUACUACAGAUAAGUUGUUUUUAAGUUUUCAUGAGCAAAAUGCUGAGGGAAAAUGUCCUCACUGAACAUGUUUUUCUUUUCCUUUUAAUAGAAGAGCAAGAAUUUAUAAGCUAUUUCUGUACCAAAGUGUUUGUAGGAACAAACACUCAAGCAUAAUUUAUUUUAAAAUAUCUAUUUAUAUAAUUUUAUGUUCAUGAAAGCAUGUGAACUUAUAUUUAUUUAUGUAAUAUUUAUUAAAAUAUUUAUU